UUGAAAACAGGCGUGGUUUUAAUUUGUUUGUCACUAUACUAUAAAUCACUGUUCUGGAUCAACUUCUCUCUAGUCUGGUAGGAUGAUAAAGACCUGGGCAUUCUUCACUCUGGGAGGAAUAUUCACUGCAGUCUAUUCUAAUGCCGUCAGAAAAUAUCCACUGAUGAGAAAGCCCCAGCUGCACCUGGUGUGCACUGGUGUGGGGUUCUUCCUGGGUUACCUAGCGCACAACUAUGAGGAGGGUUCAGAGAAGAGGACACAGAAGCUGCUCUCACGAUAUAGACAUGCCCCCAGGGAGUGGGUGGAGGUCAGCUCUGAUGAUUGAGUGAUGGACACAAGCAACCAUAGCAACUCGUGGACAUUAACUCUCUUUGUCAGACUACUUUGACUGUUGUAGUGUACAUGUAUUGCUAGCUUUUGUGAGCAUGUUCUGUAUUUCACUUCACCACUGUGUAUGUGUUUUUUGUACUAAUUAAAUGGUUGGCGGCAUUGACAUUAAAAUUGAA
This is a messenger RNA of Halichondria panicea, 506 nucleotides long. RefSeq lists its product as uncharacterized. The transcript has 3 exons. The record is from RefSeq and is a predicted model, not a curated record. Bases 83 to 325 code for a protein of 80 amino acids. NCBI's taxonomy places the organism in Eukaryota, Metazoa, Porifera, Demospongiae, Suberitida, Halichondriidae.